AUGUUAUUUAAACAUAAUUUUCAAAUUAAUGAUAAUGUUGUUAAUAAAGCCCAUCUUAUUUCUUUUUACAAUCAUGACUCCAAAUGUAAUCUUCGAUUAGCACCAAAAUUGACGUAUGCUCAUAUAUACACAGGGCCUUUUGAAAAAAUGAGGGUAUAUUUGGCUACACAAGUAUUUAGUGGAACUGUUGCUUCUGGUAUGUCGAUUGCUUUAGUAGCUGGUAUUUUACCGCCUUGUGCCCAAUUUACGAUAGACUGCAUAUGUGAAAUGGACAAGUUAUUUGAUAUAUUCAAUUCUUCCAAGAUUCCUAAAAGAAAAUAA
Molecule: messenger RNA, 321 nt
Organism: Macrosiphum euphorbiae (potato aphid)
Lineage: Eukaryota; Metazoa; Arthropoda; Insecta; Hemiptera; Aphididae
Source: the annotation of a GenBank genome assembly